Messenger RNA from Tribolium castaneum (red flour beetle), 3207 nucleotides. It is a transcript of the gene Gld, whose product is annotated as Glucose dehydrogenase. Gene Ontology annotation, molecular function: oxidoreductase activity, acting on CH-OH group of donors; flavin adenine dinucleotide binding. The transcript has 6 exons. NCBI's taxonomy places the organism in Eukaryota, Metazoa, Arthropoda, Insecta, Coleoptera, Tenebrionidae. The record is from RefSeq and is a predicted model, not a curated record. The coding region runs from base 154 to 2025 and encodes 623 amino acids.
CCACUACCAUACUCUUCGUCUUUGGACCACAACCAGUGCACCGUACCAUUCAACUCGGUUCGGUUCUUUUCUCGUGGUUGCAAAUCCGGAACCAAAAGUGCAGUGCCCUUUAGCCUGUGACCCAUUGGGAUUACACGCAAAUCAUCAAGAACGAUGGCUUGCAAUUGUCCCGUGACGCAACCAGGCCCCACCCUCGCCUCCACCUGUGGUGGUGCCCAAUAUAUGCUUUUCAUGGGUUUAUUGGAGGUGUUUUUGAGGUCACAAUGUGACCUUGAAGACCCAUGUGGCCGACCCCAUAACACCCCCGUUCUCCCUGAAUACGAUUUUAUUAUUGUCGGGGGUGGCAGUUCGGGGGCGGUGGUGGCAAGUCGUCUCUCGGAAAUUCCCGAAUGGAAUGUACUUUUAAUCGAAGCAGGCUUGGACGAACCAACCGGUACCCAAGUACCGUCAAUGUUUUUAAAUUUUAUUGGUUCGGAAAUUGACUGGGGGUAUCAGACGGAACCAGAACCUUCAGCGUGUCUGGCAGAGACGGAACAGAGGUGCUAUUGGCCAAGAGGGAAAGUACUGGGUGGUACUUCGGUCAUGAAUGGGAUGAUGUAUAUCCGAGGGUCGAGAAAGGAUUACGACGAUUGGGCAAAAGCUGGCAAUGAAGGAUGGAGUUAUAAUGAAGUACUACCCUAUUUUCUAAAGAGUGAAGAUAAUAAGCAAGCGGAUAGUAUGGAUAGGGGGUACCAUUCAACAGGGGGGUUGUUGACAGUGUCACAGUUUCCCUAUCAUCCACCACUAUCACAGGCGUUGCUAAAGGCGGCGCAAGAGUUGGGGUACCCAAUCAGGGACUUGAAUGGAGCGUAUCAUACUGGGUUUAACAUUGCGCAAACAACCAAUAGAAAUGGGUCGAGGUUAAGUACGGCUAAAGCUUUUCUAAGGCCGUUCAAAAAUCGAAGAAACUUGAAUAUUUUGAUGAACUCAACCGUAACCAGAGUUCUCAUCAAUACAACCACGAAACAGGCAUAUGGAGUCGAAGUUAUUAAUAAUGGCGUCAAACAAGUAAUUUACGCGAGUAAAGAGGUUAUAGUAUCUGGGGGUGCUAUCAACUCGCCCCAAAUCCUACUUUUAAGUGGCAUAGGUCCCAGUCAGGACCUCCAACAGGUCAACGUUCCUGUGGUGCACAAUCUCCCAGGUGUGGGCAAAAAUCUUCAAAAUCAUGUCGCACAUUUUGUCAAUUUCAAUAUCAAUGAUACAAAUAGUGCACCUUUGAACUGGGCCACAGCUAUGGAGUACCUUCUUUUCCGUGACGGUCUAAUGAGUGGUACCGGUAUAUCCGAAGUGACUGGAUUCAUAAACACGAAAUAUAACGAUCCAAGACUGGAGCACCCCGAUAUUCAGUUGUUCUUUGGAGGAUUUUUAGCAAAUUGUGCAAGGACCGGACAAGUGGGGGAGCGGGUGGAUAAUGGUACUCGACAAAUUCAAAUGAUACCAACUGUCUUGCACCCAAAAAGUCGCGGAGUAUUAAAAUUGAGAGAUAACAACCCUCUCAGCACACCUUUGAUUUAUGCCAAUUAUUUCACACAUCCGAAUGAUGUCAAGGUUAUCACUGAAGGGAUCAAAUUUGCAAUGAAACUAUCGGAAACUAAAGCUUUGAAACGAUACGGAUUCCAACUUGACCGGACACCGGUCCAGGGCUGUGAAUCCCUUACUUUUGGUACAGAUCCGUAUUGGGAUUGUGCCGUAAAACGACAAACCGGUCCAGAGAACCAUCAAGCCGGUAGUUGUAAAAUGGGUCCAUCCAGUGACCCCAUGGCUGUUGUUAACCCAAUGCUCCAGGUCCACGGUAUUGACCGGUUACGGGUUAUUGAUGCAAGUAUUAUGCCAGCGGUUACAACCGGAAACACCAACGCUCCCUGUAUCAUGAUAGCGGAAAAAGGGAGCGAUUUGAUCAAAUCAAGGUGGCUAACACCACAAGCUGGGUUCUUUUACACAAAUAUGCCCAACCAAAGGAUAGACAGGCAAUGGGGGUCCUGGUGAUGGGGUAGUGCAAUUGUAGGUUUACUUGUAUUUAUUUUCUGUAGAUUGUGAAUAAAUUUUUAAACAGAAACCGGGUUUAAUUGAUAUUAUGCAACUUCAUAUACAAUAAACGUAAAUAAAUCAAUUUGCAACUAGCAUUUACAUAAUUUAAUUAUUAUUUAACACCUAUUAAUUACCAGCUAAUUUGCAAAUAAUCAUAUUCAAAACAAUAUUCCGGGGUUAGAUUUUUGCAAAUUUUGUGGUUUUAUCUGCUAGUUGAAAUAAAUGAUCUUGAGAAUUACAAGUCGUUGAAAUAUGGGCUUGUGACCCCUCAAACUUCGCAUCUUGAUUUGAUUGCACGACUUACGGUGUUGUUGGAAGUUUAAGAGAGAAAACAAGCCGGAUUUAAUUUUGUUAAUGAAUUAUUUUCAUCACGUUUAGAUUUUUAUUGGCGUUGAUUUAAAAAUCUAUUAGUAUGGGGACGUGACGUACAUAACAAUUAUUAGUUUGAUGCACUUUCGGUCUCUAAUUCUAUGAUAACUGAACAAAUAUUUAAUAAAUAGACUUAAUAAGUUAAUGGUUAUCAGUAUCAAAGAGUUCGAAGUUCAAGUCAACAAGUCAUCUAGCUACGACGAAACGUAGGUACAGUUGACCCCACUGUCCCUUUUGUUUGAUUUAAAAAAAUAGCCAAUUUAUACGAGUAUCUAGCUACAAUUUAAAAAAUUUUGCAUAAGCAAAAAAUCAGCGAAAUUUUAUCUCUAAUUUAAGAGGGUACGUCGAAGACUAUAAAAGAGUUGUUUUGAUAACAAAUUAGUUUCAGUGUUUGAUUGAGAGUCAACAAGGACGCACAAAAUGGCAGCUCGCAUAGCUUUUGUCUUCUUCGCCGCUUUGGUGAUAUUUCAGGUGUUAAUGUGGGAAUCGAACGCCACUGUCAUCCGACGUGACGUCGCCGACGACUCAAAAACGGCUCAACAAACCAUCGAAGAUACUCUUCAAUCAUUCAAAUCUAGUCUUGACGAUUUGGUGAAAAAUAUUCAGAAUAACGAACUCGUCCAAAACGUCUCCGUGUCCUUGAAAACACUUGGCGAACAAAUCCAAACCCAGAGCCAACAACUAGUCGCCAAACUCCAAAAUACGACAAAAACCAAUUAGUUUUAGCACAUUUUGUAAUUACGUAAACGAUAAUAAAUGUUUUUAAUGAAA